Messenger RNA from Scomber japonicus (chub mackerel), 1533 nucleotides. RefSeq names its product major facilitator superfamily domain containing 2a-like 2 (gene mfsd2al2). Gene Ontology annotation, cellular component: membrane. Gene Ontology annotation, molecular function: symporter activity. The coding region runs from base 1 to 1533 and encodes 510 amino acids. Gene Ontology annotation, biological process: carbohydrate transport. The transcript has 13 exons. The record is from RefSeq and is a predicted model, not a curated record. NCBI's taxonomy places the organism in Eukaryota, Metazoa, Chordata, Actinopteri, Scombriformes, Scombridae.
AUGAGUUGCCUCAAGGAUUUUACAAAUCAGCUGCAGACAUUAAAGACUCAGAUAUUCAAGCAGACCGCAGAUAGAAACUCAUCCAACAAAGGUCAGCAACAGAGGGGGUCGGGGGGGAUUCCUCUGACCAGGAAGGUGUGUUAUGCUGUAGGUGGGGUCCCGUAUCAGAUCACUAACGUGGCUAUUGGUGUUUCCCUGCAGAUUUUCCUUCUGGAUGUUGUGCAGAUGGAGGCUUUCUAUGUGUCCAUGAUUUUAUUCUUGAGUCGAGCCUGGGACGCUGUGACUGACCCUCUGGUUGGAUAUCUGGUGAGCCGCAGCAAAUGGACACCCAUCGGCAAACUCACUCCCUGGCUGGUUCUCUCGUCGCCGUUUGGUGUCCUGUCCUAUCUGCUGCUGUGGUUUGUGCCACAAGGCUCGACGUCUCAGGCUCUCAGCGUGCUGUGGUUCCUCACAGCGGCCUGCCUGUUUGAGACCCUCAUGAGUUGCUACAACGUCCCUUACCUCUCACUCAACAUGUUCCUGGGGGGAGAUCAGAGAGACAGAGACUCUGCCACAGCCUACAGAAUGAGUGUGGAGAUGGUGGCGAUGCUGCUGGCUUCUGUCAUUCAGGGGCGAGUUGUAUCUGUGUACAACACUGAAAAGCAGGAGGCCUGUCUGCAGCAGGACCAGGAUCAUGAAAACCCUCCAAGCUCAUCUCCACCACUUCAGGAAACGCAAAGGGCUUUCCUGACCUCAGCUUUGGUCUUAGGUGCGCUGUUUUUCCUCUGUAGCCUGGUUCUCUUUCUAGGAGUGAAGGAACAGCGGGCUCCACUCUGCUCUGAUGACAAAGUACGACCGGCGUAUCUGACCUCUCUUAAGCUGCUGAUAUGCCACAUUCCUUACCAGCGGCUGGUGCUUGGCUUUGUGUUCAGUGCACUUGCAUUUCAGAUGUCCUUGGGUAAUUUUGCCCUUUUUUGCAGUCAUGCAGCUGGACUGGGGGCCCAGUUCCAGCACCUCCUACUGGUUUUACUGGCUUCUGCUUCAAUAGCUGUUCCUUUGUGGCAAGUUGUUCUUCUGAGAAUCGGGAAAAAAGCCACACUUUUCAUCGGACUUUCACUCUUCAUCCCUGCUGUGAUUAUAGUCGCUUGCGUUCCCAGCAACCUGCCAGUCUUCAUGACUAUGUGCACUCUGAUGGGAUUCAGCGUGGCGACCAUAUUCUUGCUACCCUGGUCGAUGCUCCCAGAUGUGGUGGAUGACUUUGCUGUGAGACACCCCUCCUGCAAAGACCUGGAGCCACUGUUUUUCUCCUGUUAUGCCUUCUGCAAUAAGCUGGCAGGAGGGCUCUCUGUGGGAAUCUCAACUAUGACUCUGCAGUUCGUGGGCUACACAGCGGGUGCCUGUUACCAUGGUGAAGGAGUGGUGACGGCUCUGAUUGUGCUGUUCUCACCAGUUCCCAUCACACUUCUGCUGAUAGGGAUGAUAUUCUUUCGCUCUUACCCGAUCAAUGAAAGGCAAUGUUUGCAGCUCCAGGAACAACUGACCACAGUUCAGUAA